GUGACUUUGACCAACAGAUGUGAUUGGCGCUAGGACCCAGGGGAGCGGUGGUGACUAACAGAGGGAGUCUCUCCGGCUGGAUUCGUUCAAAGUUCUCCGAGUCUUUUUACCUGCAGCGCCGCACGUUUUCUGAAUAAACCUGCUUCAGUCUGUCAUAAAAGAAGGGAGAUUUCACAUUUCUUUGCUUUUCGUUUUUUUUUCUUUUUUUUCUUUUUUUUCGUCGUCGUCUUCCUGAAACACCUGUCUGAUCCAGGUAACUCACCCAUGAAGAGGGAAGUCCUUGGGCAGUGAGCGGCGUAAAGCUUGUGUUGCAGGCAUGUGUUCCAGCCGUUCUAUAUGCGGUGGCAACAGCAGACCCCGCCGCUCGGGCAGCUCGGGUGCAGGAGCCCACUAUGCCCUUUGCGCUUUGGGAGUGGGGCUGAUCGCCCUGGGUGUCAUCAUGAUAGUGUGGACCGUGAUGCCCGCCGACAUGAAUCCGACCACCGCUCCAGCAGGAAACAGCACCCAACCGGAGCCUAACCCUGGAGAUGCACAACGCACCCAGUCGUCGUCCGUGGCGUUGGUGCUGGUCGGAGUUGGGCUGGCCAUGUUGCUUUUGUCUAUUUGCCUAAGUCUGAGGAGCAAGAGGAGAGCACAGGCUGCCAGUAACCAGGCGGUGGAAACUGGUGGCCCUUUGAUGGGCCACGUGCCAGGACACGCUGAGACUGAAGCUGUCGACUCAAACGCGUACAGCGUGCCGAGUUACGACGAAGUCGUCGGAAGCAACAACUUCCCCGUCCGCCAGAGUAACCUUCGACAGAGCACCUCGCAGCUGCCGUCCUACGAGGACAUCAUCGCCGCCGUGGAAAACGAGGGCAGGGAUCUAACGGAGAACCCCCCUCCCGCUGAUUCCACGCCGGCACAGCCCGCCUCCGAUCAGGACGCGCACGCCACCCUCACGGCGAACCCCAGUCUGCCCACCCGCAGCUCCAGCCGGGCCAGCCGGAUACUGCGGCCCCUCCGAGUGAGGAGAAUCAAGUCGGACAAACUGCAUCUGAAGGAGCUCCGCCUCCAGAUCCGCACCCCCACGCAGAACCCAGUGACAAUCGAGCCCAUCACUCCACCCCCCCAGUAUGAGAAUAAAAUGCCCGAGUUACAGUAGGAGCGAUUCUAACCUCUCGUUUUAGUCAUAGAUCUAAAGAAACAGAUUUUAAGAACUGAUGAGGAGUUUGAAAGACAGUUUUCAGACGUGCAGCUCGGUUCUGCAUGACGGAGGCCGAGCAGACGCUUUGAAACUCCAGUUUUAUCGAAAUGUUUUGUGUAGAAACUUGUGAUCUGACUAUUAAAUUUGUCUAAAUGUCUUAUUAA
Molecule: messenger RNA, 1347 nt
Organism: Oryzias melastigma (Indian medaka)
Lineage: Eukaryota; Metazoa; Chordata; Actinopteri; Beloniformes; Adrianichthyidae
Gene: tmem51b
Product: transmembrane protein 51b
Exons: 3
Coding region: 317-1141 (274 amino acids)
Source: RefSeq, a predicted model, not a curated record